Gongylonema pulchrum is the source of this 317-nucleotide messenger RNA. NCBI's taxonomy places the organism in Eukaryota, Metazoa, Nematoda, Chromadorea, Rhabditida, Gongylonematidae. The record is from the annotation of a GenBank genome assembly.
AUGCGAGCUCUACUGACAUCCAAAUCAUCACAAGGCGAUGCAUACGAUUUAUUACUUAAAAAGAUCGAGAAUCUCUCAAUAUAUCGCAAUAAUGCUGGUGAUGACCGGGUGAGCAAAAAUCGCCUUGCACUUGCCUGCAUUGCUCAGUCCCGCUAUCUGGAGGUCAUUUAUGAUUGUAAACGGGCUUUCAAUGCUGUAUUUGACUGCGAUUUGGAAAACUGGUGUCAUACGCCACGUGAUGCGCUAAUCCAUGCCCUCCCAGAAAUGCUGCCGUUUCCGGGUAUCCAAGAAGGUAAUUUUAAUGAAAAUGAAUAGUG